AUCAUUGGCCGGUCUUGCGUGAUGCUGCAGGUCAGCUUCCAAACUCAGUCGCCCAUGCUGACCUUUUUCAUGCAGCCGGGCUGCUUCUUGCAUUUAUAGGCCCCGUCUGGCAUGUGUCUUCCCACCACAUCCGACUCACUCCACCUUUUCCAUCUGUCAUCUCUACCUAGAUUCUUUCUUAUAUCUUAUCCGUGGUUCCUUCCUCUCUGGCCAAGAUUUUAGCCAUCUACCAACACGAGAAAAAUAUUCAUUCCCAUCCUAUCACAUCACAAUGUCUGCUGCUGCUCCUCCUGCUCCCCCAGUUAACCCUGACCGGCCCGAGACCGGUCACUCGGCUGGCAAGAGUUCCUUGUCCAGCAAGUCGGACCCGAACCAGGCGUUGAGAGGUGAAGAGGCUGUGUACAGCGUUGGAUCGAGUGGAUUCUCUCUACGCUCAAUGCAGCAUCGCGACCGCGAGGGCAAAGUCAUCACUGAACCCGACUUGUCCAACCCUACCCGUUACCGAUUCGAGCGGCCGCUGGACACCAUUCGAUCGUUCGAGGCAGCCAUCGAGCGACGUCGUCGUGAGGCCAUGUAA
Messenger RNA from Aspergillus neoniger CBS 115656, 577 nucleotides. RefSeq names its product DUF2406 domain-containing protein. The transcript is spliced from 3 exons. The record is from RefSeq and is a predicted model, not a curated record. The coding region runs from base 272 to 577 and encodes 101 amino acids. Lineage: Eukaryota; Fungi; Ascomycota; Eurotiomycetes; Eurotiales; Aspergillaceae.